AUGACUGGGAGAUGGAGGCUAACGGUGCGCGACACCAACAACGACCGCCUAAUUUACGAGGUAUUUGAUGGGGUAAUGGUGUGCACCGGACAUAACAACAAGCCAUCAAUGCCUACGUACGAGAAUCAACACAUAUUUAAGGGACUUCUCAUGCAUUCACACGCUUUCAAAGAUAACACGGCGUUUGCGGGCAAAAGGGUAGUCGUGGUGGGCAUCGGUGGCUCCGGUUGUGAUGCUACUGUCGAGUUGUCUAAUGUGUGUCCAAUUGUUCACCUAUCGACUCGCACCGGGAGUUGGGUCACUCACCGGGUUGGCCAUAAGGGCAAACCGUUUGACGCGGUUAUGGUAACAAGGUUCUUUAAUACCAUGUUCAAUGUGUCACCCUUAAGACUCGCAAAUGCUGCGGUCGAGUGGUAUUUGAAUAUGCGAUUUGACCACAAGUUGUAUGGACUCAAACCGAAACACCGGUUUCUUUCCAAACAAAUCUUAGUUAACGAGGAUUUGCCCAAAAAGAUAAUGACUGGCUCUGUGGUCAUCAAAGGGGACAUCCAGGAGUUCACUGAGCAUGGAGUGAUAUUUACGGGAGAAGCCGAUGAAACCCUAUGCGAUGCCGUCGUAUUCGCCACCGGAUAUCAGUUAUCGUAUCCAUUUCUGUCGGAAUCCGUGAUAUCCACCCAGAAAUCAGAUUUCCAUUUAUAUAAACACAUAUUUCCCACCACCCUGACACACCCACAUACCCUGGCAUUUAUUGGCAUUAUAGUACCUACGGGUGCUGUGCUACCCAUAGCUGAGCUCCAGUCCCGUUAUUUCGCGCUAGUAAUGGCUAAUAAGUGCCAAAUGGCGACACAAAAGCAGAUGAUCCGGGAUAUUAAGCGGCGAAAGAAAUGGCUUAAACAGCACUUCCCCGACUGGCAAAAGCAUGCGUUGGAAGUGUAUUACAUUAAAUACAUGGACGAGUUGGCCGGCCUUAUGGGCGUCAAACCAAAUCUAUGCAAAUAUUUCGUUACUGACCCCAAGCUAUGGUUUCACAUGUAUUUCGGUCCUUACGUUCCCUAUCAGUACAGGUUGACGGGUCCAAAUUCGUGGCCUAAGGCCAGAGAGGCUAUACUUACCGUUAAUGAGAGAAUUAAAGCGCCAUUUAAAACAAGAAAUAAAUAA
Oppiella nova is the source of this 1158-nucleotide messenger RNA. The record is from the annotation of a GenBank genome assembly. NCBI's taxonomy places the organism in Eukaryota, Metazoa, Arthropoda, Arachnida, Sarcoptiformes, Oppiidae.